CGGGGCGGGGAGCGGCGGGGCCGGGCCGGGCUCCGCCACCCGCCAGCGCCGCAGCGGCAGCGGCCCCGGCUGAGCGCAUCCCUUCUCGCCCAUGCCAGGUGCCUGUUCCCGGCUGCGACGUGACUGAAAAGCGAUGGGGCCUCUGCGGGAGAGCAGCAAGCAGGAGCAGAAUACGCAGCUGGAGAAGGAGGUGUCCCGCAGCCGCAUCCCCCGCCUGGUCCUCCGUCCGCAGCAGAAGACAUCCCCCGCUUCUGAGUCGCCCUUUUCGGAAGAGGAAAGCCGGGAAUUCAACCCGCCCAGUUCCUCCGGGGGUUCCCGCAGGACCGUCAGCAGCAACAGCUUCUGCUCAGAUGACACUGGCUGUCCCAGUAGCCAGUCAGUAUCUCCAGUUAAGACUCCUUCUGAUGCUGGGAACAGUCCAAUCAGUUUUUGCACUGGUAGCGAUGGAGACUUCUGCAGGAAGAAAUUCAGUCCAGGGACAACGAGCGAAGGGAACCCACAGCCGGGUCGAUAUAAGAAGGAGACAAAGACAAGCCUUGUAAAGCCUGGCAGGACCUGGCUGUGGAAAGCUGCUGGCGUCUUGCAAGGGCAGGAAUGUUGUGGGGGCCCAAACACCAGAGGCAGUGAAGCUGAUUUUAGCUCUUCAGGCAGCACGGGCAGUAUUUCAGCGCCUGAAGUCCAUCUGUCUGCUGCUGGAAGCAAGAAAUCUUCUUUCUCUCGCAAUCGCGGCCCUUAUGGUCGGAAUAGUGGAUCCUUGUCCUACAAGCCUGGAGCCAGCCCACUUGCUUCCCGUGAAAAGGACCCUUUGCCAACACUGUGCAAAAACCAGCUGAGUCCUCCUAACAUCCAUCAGAGUUACAGGGCUUCUUCAGUCAGCAGCAGCAACUCAGGCUCAUACAAAGGAAGCGACAGCAGCCCAGUGAUGAGGCGAUCAGGAAGGUACAGUAAUUCUUGUGGUGACAGUCACAACAGUAAGCCACAAAAUCCAGAGCAGUAUUUGACACCUCUGCAGCAGAAAGAAGUCACAGUACGGCAUUUGAAAACCAAGCUGAAGGAGUCUGAGAGCAAGCUCAAAGAAAGGGAAACAGAAGUAGAAGAGCUCAAAGCUCAGCUGCGACGGAUGAGGGAAGACUGGAUUGAAGAAGAGUGUAAUCGUGUGGAGGCAGAGCUGGCCUUAAAGGAAGCAAAAAAUGAAAUUAAACAACUUAAGGAGGUUAUUGAAACCAUGAAAAACAGCAUGGCUGAGAAAGACAAAAAAAUGCAGAAAUAUUUCCUAGACAUAAACAUUCAAAACAAGAAACUGGAAUCUUUGCUGCAGAGCAUGGAGCUGGCUCAGCACAGCUCUGUGCAGGAUGAGCAGUGCCUGGAGUACACGUGUGACUUGGAAGGGAAACCAUUAGCGUUGUGUGCCAUGAUACCAGACAGCCUCAUCGCUGAGGAGCAAGCUCUGGAGGAGGUGGCAGACAGUGGACUGCUUCUUAAUGAGGACACAGCUAAUGAGACUGAUUCAUGUGAAGAGAGUUUGAUCACCAGAACCUGUGCGUUGAGUGAUCCAGCUCCCUCCAAUUCUGCUGUGAAUACAGAGAUGCUUGAAAAUGUUCUGGAUGAAAAACUAGCUUCGCCCCGGGAGGAGGAGAAAAGCAUUAACGUCAUGGUGGAGAAGGCCAUCCAGACUGACGUGGUGCCAUAUAGCCUGGAUGUGGAGCAGUUCUUCCAAAGCAUCUUCAGUGCUCAAGAUGCCUAUCCUCUAAGCCCACCUUCUUCACUGAAGGAGUUGGAUGAAUUUUCUCUUGGAAGCUUCACCGAUUCUGCUAUCGCAGUGGACUUAACUCCGAGCGAUCCAAACUCUGUCAUCCUUUUGUCUCCCAUGGAGUCUCCAUGCAGAUUGGUGGAGCGCGGAGUUAAUGAAAACCGUUUCAUGAAAGAACUUGAUUUUAUAGACCCUCAUGCUGAUGAGGCCUUUGGGUAUGCCCAUACUUCCUCUCAGAUAGACACCAAGAGGAGCUACUGGAGCAGCAGUCUCCUCACAGAUGUUCUGGCUGUAGCAGUCCCUGUUAUACCAACUCUUGUGUGGGCUUUCAGUACCCACAGAGGAGGCACAGAACCCAUUUACAAUAUCUGCCCAUUGCUUCGUGGCUGCUGCCUGGUGGCCCUGUGCUCUUUGCGCCGUACACCCUUCACCAAAACUUAAAGUCUGCUCUGUCUCUGGUGCCAACUGGCUGAGGCAGAGGGGAAUAGGGAUAAGAUAGGUCAUGAAAAGUUAUUGUAUAUUCUUUAAGAGUUCAUAAUUUUGCUUUUAACUAUUUGAUUUGCACUAUAAAUUGUUUCAGAAACAUAUUCCUUGUUUCAAAAAUAAAAAAAAAGAAAUAGCUGAAUCCUGUAGCUCCACAAGGUAUUUUUAUUUUUUAACUGGUGUUUUUAACAGUACUGCUGCCUAAAGAGAUGGCCCUCUUGCUCCCAGGCACUGUGUCCUUCCCCUGUGCUGGGGUCUUUCUGGUGCCAGCACAUCUGCACAGUGAACGUGACCAGGGAAAUCAAGGAGACUUGCAGCUCAUGUCUGUGUUUGCUGAGCUGGCGUGGAGCUCCGUCACUUUCCCUCACUGGUUCUCUGAGCAGAUUCACUGGCUCAAGGGUAGCACGAGACACGCACAGAGAAAGGAGCGGUAUUUCUUGAGGCAGCACUAACCCAAACAUUUGUGAAACUACGGUGUUAAGUAAGUUACAUAGAGACUCCAGCCCAACAAGGGUAUCAACCAUGUGCUCCAGAAGGCAUGCUAGCGCUUUCCAUCUGUUGUCCAGAGUGUCAAUUAAGUUGAGAGGUAACACACAUAUUCCCCAGGCAGCUUCCACCCAGCACAUCCUUCGUCCCUGUCUUGUGUAGUGCUCUUCUCAAUGGUGCAAUUGCUCGAGCAUUUCACUGGUCUUGUGUGUAUACGGGGACUGUAACAAAAACGUACGUUGUUGGGAGUCUUGAAACUUGUUAUAAGUAUAGGCGUAGAUACACUUUGAAUCUUAAUGUUGGUUUAAGUCUUAGUGUAUUGGAACAGGAUAGUCUUCCGAGCCCUUUAAAAUACUAAGUAUAAAUGUAUUGUGUUUUAACUUAUUGUUUAUUUAAUUGUUUUAUUGUAAGUUACCUUUAUUAUCACAAGUUCAGUAAAAGCAUGUUGGAAAUGUCAAA
Messenger RNA from Strigops habroptila (Kakapo), 3178 nucleotides. RefSeq names its product syntabulin (gene SYBU). Gene Ontology annotation, biological process: axonal transport of mitochondrion; synapse maturation. The coding region runs from base 134 to 2191 and encodes 685 amino acids. Gene Ontology annotation, cellular component: cytoplasmic microtubule; vesicle. The record is from RefSeq and is a predicted model, not a curated record. The transcript is spliced from 8 exons. NCBI's taxonomy places the organism in Eukaryota, Metazoa, Chordata, Aves, Psittaciformes, Psittacidae.